AUGGAGGGUAUACCUGCGUGAGGAAAAUACUGCGAGAAAGCUGCGGAUCCUUUUUUCCCCCCCAAAUGUGUGAUCGAAUUUUCCAUUCGCACCUUGGUAUUUAACGCUGGAUAUAUAUUUUUUUCUUUUUUGUCAUUAAUUUAGGGGACCAUAUCUCAAAAUGAGACUAACUUUAAUCCUUUUCAUCUGCUUAGUAACAGGCUUCACGACAGCGGUCAACGUCAUUUGUCCAGUGAAGCGUUAUGUGGUCAUCCUUUUUCAGCCUGUCACUCUUAGGUGUGAUUACACAACCACUGCCACAGUUGCCCCUCUGAUCACCUGGAAGUACAAAUCGUUCUGCCGAGACCCAAUCCAGGCUGCCUUGAAUCCAAGCAGUAUUGAGAACACCUUGGUGCAGGCCAACCCCAACUACAACCCCAACAUCGAGUGUGCGGACAAUACGAGGACCAUAAGCAUUGUGGCCUCGAAACAGACCUCUGUCACGCUGGGAAACAACUACCAGGGCCGCAAGAUCAGCAUAAUCAACAAUGCCGACCUCAACAUCGCCCAGACGGCAUGGGGUGACAGCGGCGUAUAUGUCUGUAGUGUUGCUUCCUCACAGGACCUCUCAGGAAAUGGCGAGGACUACACCGAGCUCAUUGUAUUGGAGAGAAAGUCAAAUACUACAGACCUUCUGCCUGGCAUUGACUUACUGAUCAUGGAAGACUGGUUGCUUGUAGUGCUGGUGGUGCUUGGUUUCCUGCUGCUGUUACUCUUUAUUGGGAUCUGUUGGUGUCAAUGUUGUCCUCACACAUGCUGUUGCUACAUCAGCUGCCCCUGCUGCCCAGAGCGCUGUUGCUGCCCGCGAGCACUGUAUGAGGCUGGUAAGGCAGUGAAAGCAGGCCUCGCCAGUCAGUAUGCCCCAACCAUCUACGCCUCCAGCACAUAUGGGCAGCCAGUCUACGCCCUGGGGAUGCAGACACCAACACCCCCCAUUCCGCUGUUGCCCAUCACACAGAGCGGUGCUGGCCACGCCCCCAAUGGCUUCAGCAGGGAUAUGGAUGCCCUCAGCUCGGUUGGCCAUGGAUCUCAGGUACCUUUGCUGCUUGACCAUGAAGGUGCACCAACCCAAACUCGAAGUGGAUACCGUAUCCAGGCCAACCAGGACGGGAAUCCCACGCGUGUACUGUACUACAUGGAAAGAGAGCUGGGGAACCUCGAUCCCAGCCGCCCGGGAGACUCAGCAGGCAAAUACACCCGCCUGGAAAGCGUGAGCGAGAUCAGCUCACUGCACGAUCCCGCGGAUGUACGCAACCGUGUCCGUGCCAGACCUCCACAGCUGAACACUGUGUAUGACGACGAGAACAUGAGCACCAUCAGCAGUGUAUCUCAGCACAGAUACAGAGACGAUCCCAGGAGAGGGGGCGGGCCUGGGGGCUACCGCAGCCGCACUCGUUCCAUGGAGGACCUUGAAGACGUCGGGCGGCGUUACAGAGAUGAUGAAUGCUCUGCUAGAGACCGAGGACCCAGGAGAGGCUCUGAGAGUGAAUGGAGCAAUGGCACACGUGAGUACGGCCGCGACUUUGAUGACCGACGGCGGCGCGACUACUCCCCAGAUGACCGUGGCCGUGUCGGGCCCAGCGAUCCCCGCGGGCCCGGCUUGCAAGGCCGGCGCACCCGUAGCCGUGAGGACCUGAUAGAGCUGAAUCGUGAGCGGGACCGCGAGCGGAGUCGCGCAGGCAGUCGUGGCGCGUAUGAUGACACUCUGCUGCUGGAGGCCAUGGAGAGGAAGAGGCUGGGCGAACAGCAGCGAGCACGGAGCCAAGAACGACUGGACACCACCGCCGACAACUCGGAGCGGCUCCGGGGUGCACACGGGGGAGUGCCCAUGCUGCCCCUCACCCGGCCUGUAGGAAACCCCGAUCGCUUGCCAGCCUCCCCCCUACCCUAUGCAGACGAUACAGGCAGCUUACCCUCGUCCAAGAAGACCAACCUUCGCAAGAAUGGAGCAGUGAGUCGUGAGAGUUUGGUGGUGUGACGCAUCAGUGAGCUCUUCUAGAAUGUUACACGUGACAUUUGAGCUUUUGUAAGUUUGUAAUAUUUUUUUUGUCAGUUAUGAGCUGUAUAUCAUAGGGUAGGCGGGUAUGUUGACAUGCAAUUGUGUCUGCGAAGCACAAUGUCCUGAUUUAUUGAAUUUUUACUGUUGAAAUAAUUUCUUAAAUUUUUAUGUAAAUGUUCAAAGAAUAAAACUUCCUCCUUUUUAUUUAAAAAAAGACCUCAGACAUGCAUACCUUGAAAGACUGUUCCAAUGAUUGGUGAAGAUUUUUCAUUGUUUUGUUUUUUUUUGUUUACCAUAAUUUAACAUCAAUAUUUACAUCUCAUAAUAAAAACAUGUACACACAACAAAUUUUCACAUGUUUCCAGCCUGCUGGAUUCUUUCAUGCUGUAUUUGUUUUUAAAAUCUAGGGAUGGCAACAGUGAUACCAGUGUAUUGCUAUAUUUAAAGAUGGUCUUACAAAAAGGUGCUGUCUGUUAAUUUUAGAAAUGUACUAAUAUUGUUUGUACCUUCUGUGUAUUUUGUGGGUUAUCAUUGAAAUAGCCAAAAUUAUGUAAAUUACUUUAAUACAUUUUCAUACAUGUAUUUUAAAUAAUUUGCGAUGCUUUUAUAUUUGUAUAUUUUUUUUAUAACAAUCAUGUCAUAACUACUUUAAUGGAUGACAAAUCACAUUACAAUAAAUAUGUUCUAUG
Molecule: messenger RNA, 2727 nt
Organism: Electrophorus electricus (electric eel)
Lineage: Eukaryota; Metazoa; Chordata; Actinopteri; Gymnotiformes; Gymnotidae
Gene: lsr
Product: lipolysis stimulated lipoprotein receptor
Biological process (GO): tricellular tight junction assembly; establishment of blood-brain barrier
Cellular component (GO): tricellular tight junction; plasma membrane
Source: RefSeq, a predicted model, not a curated record